Messenger RNA from Prunus armeniaca (apricot), 786 nucleotides. Lineage: Eukaryota; Viridiplantae; Streptophyta; Magnoliopsida; Rosales; Rosaceae. The record is from the annotation of a GenBank genome assembly.
AUGUUGGUUGGCGAUGACAUUGGCGAGAGCACGGAGGGGACAAAGGUUGAGGUUACUGUCGGGGACAUUGAUUUGGAUCAACCUAGAGCUGUGUUAUCUCAGUUGAACGUUUGGUUGAAUGAUGAAGGUCAAGGUGUGGAACGAGGGGUCCAAUUACGGAAGAGGAAGAGGAUUAUUCCUAUGUGGAAGAUCGUUGAAGCUAGUGAAGUGGUUAAAAAAAAUUUGCCAAAGACAACCGGACUUCGGACGUUAGACCCAAUGAAGGCGAUUCCGCAUGAUGAUAUGUUUGGUGAUGCAAUUGGCAACGUGGAAGCUGAGAUUGAAUUCUUCGCUUCCCUCGUCAAAGCUGACGGCUGGCUGAAAGGAGAUCACAUUGAUUUGGGCUUGUAUCUCAUCCGGAAGCGACAACAACAGUUGGAGGAAGUAGAAAUAUCGGAUUGGACAACGACCGAUGUAUUUUUUAUGAAUCACAUCCAUACUUGCUUUGCGGAUAAUAAAAGGAAAAAAGAGCAAGUUGGGUGGAAAAUUAGAACCAGUUUAGUGAACGUUGUAAAUGGCAAGGUUCCGGCUUGUGGAUUGGAUUGGCAGAACACGUAUAAGGUGUAUGUACCUUGUAUGUUGCAAAAAUAUAAGCAUUGGGUGGCUCUAGAGAUUGAUCUGAUUCAGUGUGAAAUCAAAGUCUACGAUUCAAUGGUUUCACUCAUUCCAGAUCAGAGCUUAAAGGAAGAACUCGGGCCCCCUGUCAAUUACGAUUCCAAAUCUUCUGCACACCCUCGACUUUUAUGA